This is a messenger RNA of Paramecium tetraurelia, 2604 nucleotides long. RefSeq lists its product as uncharacterized. The record is from RefSeq and is a predicted model, not a curated record. The transcript has 4 exons. NCBI's taxonomy places the organism in Eukaryota, Ciliophora, Oligohymenophorea, Peniculida, Parameciidae.
AUGGAUGUAGAACACAAAUUGCAUGAGCAAUAGAUACUACAAGUAUAGGAGAUCAAGGGUCUUCAAUAAAUAUGCGAUGAAUAGAGUGAUUAAAACAAUAAACAUCUAAUAACCAUAGAGAAACUGAAUAAGUAAAUUAGGGAAUCCAAUCUCACAAAUUAACAAUUAAAUUUAGAACUGCAACAACUCAAGGACAAUCAAUAAUCUAUUGAUCUUUAAUCGAGGUAUUUUUCCCAGGAAGGAUAAGAAUAUAAGUAAAAGGUAGAAUAAAUGUAAUCAGCCUAUUCCGGCCUGGAUUAAUAGUUCAAGACUUUAAAAUUAGAAUCUGACAAGCAGUUGAAGGAUUAUUAAAGAAAAUUGUAAUCAAUAACAGAUUCACAUAUCCUAUAAGAGAGUGAACUUUCCAAUUUGAAAUUAGAAAAUGAAUAGCUAAAAAUUAAAAAGUAAUAGGAAGCAUAAAAGUAGAAAGAGGCUUUGGAGCAAUUAAAGGAAAAAAGCUAAGCCAAGAUAAAAGAAUAUAAAUAGAAAUUGAAAGAUCUGCAGAAUAAGGAUUCUUAUAUAGUUGAACUUUAGGAGCAAAUCAAAGAACUUGAGCAAUAAAUUGAAUUCUAAUCUACUCAACACAAAUAAGCAGUCAAAAUGUUGGAAUAGCAAUAUAAGAAAUAAUAUACUAGAUUGGAAGAAAGUUUAGAACAAGAAAAGUCAGAAUUGUAGUAAUAAUUGCAUUAGAGUUUGAAAUCAAGUGUUUCUGAAAAAGAUAGAGAAAUUGCAGGGUUGAAUUAGGACAUAAAACAAUUAAAAAUGUAAUUUUAAAAUGAUUAAGAACUGAAAUAAAAAAACAAUUCGAAAUUUGAAGAACUCAUUCAAACAUUCAAAAAAUAACUAGAAGAAUCAUAAUAAUAAAAUACUGAGUUGAUUUAAAAGAAUAAAACGUUGGAAUAAGAAAUAAGUAAGAAAGAUUAAAAUCUUAAAUUGUUAUUAUCUGAUGUUGAUGAUUUGAAGUAGUUCUCAGAGUAAACUUUGACUACUUUGAAAGAGAAUUAAGAUUAUAUGAAUGAAAUUGAGAGAGAAAAAUAGUAGCAGUAAGAAAUCAUUCUAUCUAUUCAACACUAAUUAGAAAUAGAGAUUUAAGGAUCAUUCUCAUAUUAAAGAUUAGGACAAGAAUUAGAAUAAAGAUGUAAAUUGUAUAAAGAAGAACAUUGUCAAAUAUUAGAUGAAUAAUUGAAAAAGGAAGCAUAGUACUAAUAGGAAAUACAAUAGUUAGAUUCCAGGUUCAAACAAGAAAUAGACAAUCUAAAUAAAGAGCAUUAAAUAAUAGUGGAAAAUUUUGAAAGCUAGAUGAAGAAAGUCAAAUUGGAAAAUAAACUACAAAUUGAAGAGUAAAUCAGAGCUUACAAUUAAAUACAAAAGGAAUUAUACUAAAAAAGCUAAUAGUAUGAGAAUCUGGAAAAAUAGAAUAUCAAUUUGGUUAACGAACUAGAGCAAUAUAUAUCCCAAUACACUUAUAAUUUGUAAUAAUUGGAAGAUUAAAAAGUGAAGGAGAAGAAUUUAGUAGAAUCUUCAAAUAAAAACCUAAAUUCUUGGAAUACAGAAAAACAUUAGUUAGUUAUGUAAAUUGAUGAGUUGAAAUUUAAAUACAGAUCUAUGAAAUAGAAGAUUGUCAGAUUAUUCAUUAGGUAGAAAGAGUAAUUAAAUUUAUAACUACUUGAGAUGAAAUCUAUAAUUAUGAAUAAAUUAAAGAAUUAUGACUCUGAAAAUAGACAACUAAUAUAGAAUUCAGUUAAAAAAUUCAAUCAUUUAAUUGAUUAAAGUGUCUCAUAGGAAAAGAGGGAGAAUGAAUUUCUAGUAAUUGAAUUAUAAAAGGAAAUGGAUAAGAAGGUUGAAUAAUUAAAACGACAAUUUAAAUAAAAUGAAUAAUUAAUACAAGAAGAGGCUCAAAUUAAAUUUAAAUAAAAAUUAUAAUAGAUCUAAUAACACGAUUAUUCUAUCGAUGACCUCAAGAACUAGUUGAAUUACUAUAUUUAAGAGAAUGACCAUUUAUCACAGAAACUUUAAGUGUAAGAUUAACUUAACAGAGAAUAAUAGAAAAAAGCUGAAUAUGAAUCAAGAUAACUCACUCAGACAAUUAAAGAAUUAGAAAACGAAUUAAGUUCAAUUCAAUAAUCAGCUGAUUACACUUUGAAAGAGAGACAAUUCCUUGAAUUAAGGUACAAUGAACUUAAAGAUAAAUCCGAAAAGAAAAUGGAUCAAAUCUAAAGAGAUUAUCAAUAGUAAAUAUAACAACUUGAAACGAUAAUCCAACCAGUUUAACAACGAGCUCUGUCUCCUCCUUUACAUUAACAUACUUAAUCAUCAAGUUCAGGUUUCCAUCGCUCUCCUGCUGUAUAACCAAACCUAUCAUCUGCUAAACAUCCAUAUUCAAAGCCACCAUAAUACAGCAGCCCAUCUAUAAGAACACCACAUAAGUCUCCCUCAAAUGAUAGAACUGAUAAAACCAUUGAAGAAUUGAGAGCUGAGAUUUAAUAACAAAAAGAGAAGCUUUCAAGAAUGAAACUCAAUUUUACAGAAUCUCAAAAAAAAUCUAAAACAUUAUCAAAGUUUUGA